Molecule: messenger RNA, 4483 nt
Organism: Caenorhabditis angaria
Lineage: Eukaryota; Metazoa; Nematoda; Chromadorea; Rhabditida; Rhabditidae
Source: the annotation of a GenBank genome assembly
AUGAUACCAAUAUUGUUUCUCUCAUUUAUAUUGCCAGAUCUGAUAUUUGGAAUUUCUAUAACCCAUUCUGCCGGACAACAUAUUCUCAAUUUCCACAAUGAGAUUAGACAACUUGUUGCCAAUGGUAAAUUCAAAUUAAACGAUAAAUCAAUUGCCCAAAAUUCAUCAAACAUGCGAAAAUUGAUUUGGGAUGCAAAAUUAUCCGAAAAGGCACAAAAUUAUGUGGACAAAAACCAGCCGACAGAACCACGAAAUAUUCUUGGGGAAAGCUUUUAUUUUGAAACACGCAUUGAGGGUAAUUCUUAUGGUCAGUAAAGUUUCAGAUUUAUAUUCGACAAACCAACUGUUCACAAUACUUAUUUUCAGAAUCGCCUUAUCUUGCUGCUGUUGCUGCAAUGAACAAAUGGAAAGCUGAGUUAAGUGAAAUUACCUGGUCACCAGAUUCAAUUGUGUGCGAUGAUUUCAAAAAAAUUCGUAACGGAUUGCAAAUGAUUCGAGCAACAACAGGAAGUGUUGGAUGCGCAUUGAAAAGAUGGAAAAAUGGAAAAGAGACUCAUCCAAGUGAAGUUCAACUUGCUCUUGUUUGUCUGUAUGACGGAGAUAUGGCAACUUCAGCAAUCUCUGAAGGAACACACGAGAUUUAUAAAGUGGGAACAGCAUGUUCCGCGUGUCCAAAAGAUUCAGAAUGUGAUGAAAAAUUAGGUCUUUGUGCGGGUUCAUCGGAAAGUAUUCCAGAAAACUCGACUCUUGCAACCAAUAUAUUAACAUUUAACAAUAACCAAAGAAGUUUGAUAGCAAAAGGACAAACAAUAUUGAAUACAGUGACGUGUGUUGCAAAGCCUGCUUCUAAUAUGCAAAAACUGGUAAGAACUCUGAAAUACCUUUCAAAUUAGUAGAGCACAUUUUACCAUAGUAGAAUAUCAAGAGAAAAAAUAGGCAAUCUCUGAAUGGGGCCCCUGAAUGGGGCCAUUUUCUCAGAAAAUGGGGCCACCUGAAUGGGGCCACUUGUGUGGCAAAUUCCCUCAAUGGGGCCAGCAAGAAAAAAGUAAGAGUUUCUCACUUUUUCCUUAAUGGGGCCACCUAAAAAGACAAAACACACAAUUUUUGUAUAUUUCCUCAAUGGGGCCAGGUAUUUUUUUUGCAUUUCCUGAAUGGGGCCCAUCUUUUCAUUUUUAUACAUCUUGUGACGUCAUAGUGAUCGUGAAUUGAAAUUUCAUGAAAGUUUUCAAAUUUUUUAAUAGCGUAUGUGAGUUAUAACUUAUUCAUAUGCCGAGUACCACGUAUGCAAAUGUUGGGUUCUGAAGGCAUAGCCUCUUUUAUAUGAAAAUUCUGAAGUUUCAUGAAUUUUUGAAACAGUAAAAUUAAAUAAAAUAUUUCUUUUUGGAAUUCAAGUCUUGCUUUUUUUCAAACACUCGAAAACUAUCAAAAAUCACAGAGAAAAUUCAGAAUUUUCACAAAUUGGAGAAAAAAUAUCAAAUUUUUUUCUCAAAUUUUCGGGUCAUGAGAAAUACUACGCAUCAAACAAUUCGAAAAAUAUUCCCGGAAGCAUGUUUUGAAAAUUGAACCAAAAUCUGGAAGUAGUUCUUUAGAUAAUUAUCACAGAAAUUCUAUAUAGAAUUUGAAAACUAUUGAAGAACAUGUCAUAUAAGUUUUCACACCUUGAUAUUUUGUCACCUUGCCCAUAAACAAGACACGGACAUCGCGCAAAAAAGUGUGUUUUUUUUGGAGACCCAGAUGAGUUUUUUGGGAAUUUAUCCAAAAAACUUGUUGUCAACUAGCAAAUAAUACGGUAAUAACCAAAACUUAAUGAAAAGUACAACUUAUUUUAAAAGAAAAGAUCAAUUUGAUUGAAGAAAAUAAUUGGGAAAAUGUAAAAGUUUACCCAGAAAAAUUAUUCGAGGAAAAUUUCAAUAUUUUCAUCAACAGAGCCUGAAAAUUUGAAAAAAAAGUUACAUUUGAAAUGUUUUCAAUGCUGAGAAUAAAAACCACAUAAUAACAACGUGAUUAAAAAUUUGAAAACUUUCAUGAAAUUUCAAUUCACGAUCACUAUGACGUCACAAGAUGUAUAAAAAUGAAAAGAUGGGCCCCAUUCAGGAAAUGCACAAAAAAUACAUGGCCCCAUUGAGGAAUUAUGCAGAAAUUAUGUGUUUCAUCUUUUUAGGUGGCCCCAUUCAGGAAAAAGUGAGAAACUCUUACUUUUUUCUUGCUGGCCCCAUUGAGGGAAUUUGCCACACAAGUGGCCCCAUUCAGGUGGCCCCAUUUUCUCAGAAACUGGCCCCAUUCAGGGGCCCCAUUCAGAGAUUACCAAAAAAUACACACGAUUUUGACUUUUUGAAUUACAGUAACCUUUCUUUCAUUUCAGGUUUGGGACAAUGAACUGGCUUGGGCUGCGGAACAAUUCGCCAAAGCAAGAGGCAAAGAAAAACGUUGGUAUACUGGUGAAAAUAUAUUUUAUGAAGAAAAUGGUGAUUCCGACCCGGCAACUAUUAUAAACAAAGCUAUGAACACUUGGUUCGAUGAAAUUCUAUUAACUCGGUGGUCAGUUAGUAGUCCGAUGACUGAACAACAUUAUAUAAAAAUGGGAAAUGGUCUGCAUAUGAUUUGGGCGAGUAGUAAUCGAAUUGGAUGCGGACACCAUCAAUGGAAAUCAGAAAAUGGUUCUCAUACGAGUUUUAUUUGUCGCUAUGGCCCAGUUUCUAUGUUAUAUAACCAUAAGGUUUAUGCAGUUGGUGAGGCUUGUGCAACGUGUCCUUUUGGAACUUCUUGUGAAACAAGUUCAGGGUUGUGCGUUAAGGAGUUAGUUACGGAAUCUCAGGCACUUCCUUCGUAAUAACAAUAAACAUUUUACUCAAUGUACAGUUUUUUGUUUAUUCAAUUUCAUCAAUACAUUAUCAAAAACAAAAUUCAAAAGCCUGAACAACUCUGAAGCUGAGCUCGUGUUCCAAACUUUUUCUCAAUGCGUAUUUUCUAAAAUCGCGUAGCAUCUCAAGAGACAGAGAAUCGAAACGACACAAUCCCCAGGAUCAAAGUUAUAGACGAAAGAAUUUAUGAAACAUUUUCUCAUAGACAAUCGGUCUAGACACAUUCUCCGAGCGAACUUUUCGGCUUUCACGAAAAAAACAUUCAUUUAUCAUCCUUCAAAUGACGAUUAGAUCAAUUAUUUGUCUUUUAUUCAUUCUGCCAUCUCCAACACUUGGUAUUUCAAUCACUCAUCCUGCUGCAAUACACAUUCUCGACUUUCACAAUGAAAUUAGAAGUCUUGUCGCUCAAGGGAAAUUCAAAAUAAACAAUAAUCUAAACGCUGAACCUUCUUCAAACAUGCGAAAAUUGGUGUGGGAUGCGAAAUUGGCCGAAUUGGCACAGAAUUAUGUCAAAGAUGAGCACCCGACAGAACCCCGAAAUUUUCUUGGAGAAAGCUUGCAUCAAAAUAACUAUACAACGGAUCAAAAUGGUAAGCCAAGUUUCAUAAACAUCAAACAAAUAUCUAGGUUUAUUAGAUUAGUUCAAUUGUUUCCAGAUUCUCCGUAUUUUGACGCUGUCAAUGCAAUGAAUGAAUGGAAAGCUGAGUUAGGUAAUUCAAGUUGGUCACCAAAUUCGAUUGUGUGUGAAGACUUCAAAAAAAUUCGAAAUGGAUUACAAAUGAUUCGAGCAACAACAGGAAGUGUUGGAUGUGCUUAUCACGAGAAGAAAAUGCACGGUGUUCUUGUUUGUAUGUAUGACGGUGAUAUGGCAAAACUGGCCAUCUCUGAAGGAACACAUGAAAUUUAUAAAGUGGGAAAAGCAUGUUCCGCGUGUCCAAAAGAUUCAAAUUGUGAUGAAAAAUCAGGACUUUGUGUUGGUUCGUCGGAAAGUAUUCCAGAAAACUCAUCACUUGCCUCUAUGAUUUUGUCACGUCAUAAUAAAGAAAGAAGUAGAUUUGCAAACGGCAAUGCAAUUUCAACAAGUGGAAGUUGCACCCUCCGACCUGCAUCUAACAUGCGGAAAUUGGUGAAUAUAAAUGUAACUACAACAAUUCAUCUUUGACUUUCAGACUUGGGACAAUGAACUUGCCUGGGCUGCAGAGCAAUACGCAAAAUCCGAAGCCAAAGAAAAACGUUGGAAUGGUGGUGAAAAUAUAUUUUAUGAAGUAGGUGGUGAUUCAAAUCCAGAACGUAUUGCAAAUUCAGCGAUGACGGCGUGGUUAGAUGAAGUUCUAUCAAAACAGUGGUCUUUGAAAGACGAAAUAGGAGAAAAACAAUAUAUCGAAAUGGGAAAUGGUCUACAAAUGAUUUGGGCGUAUAGUGAUAAGAUUGGUUGUGGACUCUAUCAAUGGUAUUCAGAGAAUGGUUUGAAGAAACAUGCAAAUUUUGUUUGUCGAUAUGGCACGACAUAUUUUGAUUAUAAGCAAAAUGUUUAUUUAUCUGGGAAAACUUGCAAACUGUGUGGCACAGGAAUGACUUGUGGAAGUAAGGAUGAUGAAUCUGGGUUGUGUGUAAAAAAAUGA